Molecule: messenger RNA, 918 nt
Organism: Penicillium maclennaniae
Lineage: Eukaryota; Fungi; Ascomycota; Eurotiomycetes; Eurotiales; Aspergillaceae
Product: polysaccharide deacetylase family protein
Exons: 4
Coding region: 1-918 (305 amino acids)
Biological process (GO): carbohydrate metabolic process
Molecular function (GO): hydrolase activity, acting on carbon-nitrogen (but not peptide) bonds
Source: RefSeq, a predicted model, not a curated record
AUGGGCAAGAAACGCGUACUCGUCGGCUACGGCGUCGACAUCGACGCAGUUGCCGGCUGGCUAGGCUCCUACGGCGGCGAAGACAGCGUCAGCGACAUCAGUCGGGGCCUCUGGGCUGGCCACCAUGGCACACCCCGCCUGCUGAAACUGUUCGAAAAAUACAAUAUCAAAACCACCUGGUUCAUCCCCGGCCACUCACUAGAGACCUUCCCCGAAGAAUGCGCCAUGGUCCGCGACGCAGGCCAUGAGAUCGGCCUCCACGGCUACAGCCACGAGAAUCCCGCCGCAAUGUCAAAAGAACAGCAGCGCGACAUCCUCGAUAAAACCUAUCACCUGCUCAAAGAUUUCACGGGCAAGCCGCCCCGCGGCAUCGUCGCACCGUGGUGGGAGGCCAGUGCUGAGAUGGUCGAGCUUCUGCUCGCAUAUGGAAUCGAGUACGAUCAUUCCAUGUCGCAUCAUGAUUGUCAGAUGUAUUGGUUGAGGACCGGGGAUUCGUGGACGAAAAUUAAUUAUGAGCAGAAGGCGGAGACUUGGAUGAAGCCGCUGGUUAGGGGACGGGAUACCGGAUUGGUGGAGAUUCCGGGGAGUUGGUAUAUUGAUGAUUUGCCACCGAUGAUGUUUAUCAAGAAUUCGGCCAAUAGUCAUGGAUGGGUUAACCCGAGGGAUGUGGAGGAUAUUUGGAAGGAUCAUUUCGAUUACUUCUACAGGGAGUAUGAUGAGUUUGUUUUCCCCAUGACAAUUCAUCCGGAUGUCUCUGGCCGUCCCCAUGUGUUACUUAUGCAUGAGAGGAUUAUCGAGUAUAUCAAUAGUCAUGAGGGCGUCGAGUGGGUGACCUUUGAGCAGAUGGCAGAUGAUUUUAAGAGUAGAAACUCGCCUCCUGAGGGCGCUUUAAUGCCUGCUGUCAAGCCGCAGGCUUGA